AGCGUGCCGCUAGCACCAGCUGCCCGCGCGGGCAGCGAGAGAGAGGGCCGCCUCAGCGCCCGGAGAACUUGUUUGUGGAUUGGACGGCCCGAUGAAACGUCGUGCGCAAGCGUGUUUUCGUCACUCGACACAAGACGCCGCGGGCGCGCGCCAUGUUUGACACGCACACGCUACACGCCGUGAUAGACGGCGUGGUAGUGCUGCUCUUCCUGCUCGUGUUCCUGGUGGCUACUGUGGCCAACACGCUCAUCCUGGCCGUGCUGUACCGCCGGCCAAGACUGCGCUCCACUUCAAACAGACUGAUCUGCAGCCUGAGCGUCACGAAUCUGCUGUCGGUGUCGGUGCUCCUGCCGCUAGUCGUCAUCGACACGGCCAGCCCGCAGCUUCUGCACGAGAAUGUUUGCCGGCCGAUGGACGCCGUCGCCAUGUUCGUCAUCACUUCCUCCGUUAUCGCUACCGUCAUCAUCGCCGUCGACAAGUUCUGCGCCAUCGAGGAGCCGCUGCGCUACCACGCGCUGAUGACCGAGGAGGCGCGCGCCGCCAAGGUGUCCGUGCUGGUGGUGGUGCUCUUCGCGUGCUGCUACGUGCCGUUCUUCGCGAUCGAGCUGGUGCGCGUGUCCACCACGCAGCCGCUACCCUCCGUCUACACGCACGUUAGUCUCAUCUUCGUGGUGAGCAACGCGGCGCUGGCGCCGUUCCUCUACAGCCUGCGCGCGCGCGCGAUGCAGGCGGAGGUGCGCAAGAUGUUCGUACGCGGCGCGCGCGUGCACGGCUCGCACCGCGUGCGCGUGGCGCACGCGGAUUCGUCGCUGGACUCAGACCGGUCGGGCUCAUCGGGCACGACCGGCGUCACGGUCGUGUCCGUGGAGAGCUCGGAAGUGGACGACGGGCCCGUCCACCAGGUGUGA
Molecule: messenger RNA, 908 nt
Organism: Pollicipes pollicipes
Lineage: Eukaryota; Metazoa; Arthropoda; Thecostraca; Pollicipedomorpha; Pollicipedidae
Product: galanin receptor type 2
Exons: 5
Coding region: 153-908 (251 amino acids)
Biological process (GO): G protein-coupled receptor signaling pathway
Cellular component (GO): membrane
Molecular function (GO): G protein-coupled receptor activity
Source: RefSeq, a predicted model, not a curated record